ACUGGCGGUGUUGGGCUUGGCAGUCCUUUAUCUGACCUCGUAUGGUGGCAGCCUCUCCUUCCGUUGUUGUGUCUGGCGCUGCACCGCCGGCUGUCAGGUCUGCCGUGGCCUCGACCAUUAUGUCCUCCAAGUGGGCGGCAGCGGCGGCCAGCUGCUUCUUGGUGAUUGGAAGCGUCACACGAGACCAGCGUGGGCUGUCUUCAGAUGUUGUUGCUGGUGGCGCUGCGGGCUGCGGUGCUUCCCAUAGGCGCUAGUGUGUGUCAGGGUGGUCUGGCAGUAAUGGUAGAUGGCCUUGCGGAUUGCCGUGUCUUCAGGCGCGUAUACACCAAGGACUGUAAGGGGCGUGCUGCCCCGUGUGCGGAUCUGAAUGUGAGACACAUAGCCGUGUAGGGUGACUGGAGGAGUGUGGUGGGUAACGCUAUUCAGGUUACUGUACCGUGUGGACACGGCAAUGGCGACGCCGGCGCUGCCUCUUUCCGUGGUGUUACGUGGAACAGAGCUGCAGUACAAGCGGUACCCUUCAUUCAUGAAGGCUCGCUUUAGUGGGUCGUGCCGGUGGCCAAGCUUAGUUUCAGUCAAAAUCACAAUAUCGGCGUUCCAGGCAGCAAGAUUGCAGAGUGUGAAGCUCAGGUUUCCCGGGGCACCUGCGGCUGUUACUUGUGAGAGUAGGCCCCGUACGUUGUGUGUGACAAGAUGUAGUGUGCGGGCCUGUGUUUGGUCAGGGCUAGGCUGUGCAGUAGUUGUGUCUUGCCGUGCUGUCGGUGCGGUUUGCUGUCGUUUGAAUAGGUCGGUGAGCGUGUUUGUGCGCCCUGUCCAGCGGGCCAGCGCUGUCCCAUUGGUGGCGGCGGCGGCGGCCAGGGCACGUAUGGUUUGUAUUUGGGCGGUUAUGUUUGGGGCGAGGCGUUGGGCAGCAUUUGUUGUGUUGUUUGGGCUUGUAGCAGUGUUCCUUUGUUCAGGUUGAGUGAUGUCUAUUUCAAUGGGGGCAUUUGUGCGGUCUGUUGGUGCUGCUGUGGGCAGUGGCCUUGCUUCUUGUGGAAAGAUGUUGUAGCAAGGGCCGAGUGUAUUGCGCACGGCCUCCAUGUCUACAGUGGAGACAGUGCCGAGGUAGUAAAUAUGGCCUUCCAUAGCACUCCAUCCAUCGUCUUCGAGGAGAGUGUUGUGGAGUGGUGUAUUUUCUGAAUCAACUAUGCGCCAUUGGCCUGCCUCAAGGCGGACUGCAUAGACAUGGGGCCGGCUAUUCAUGAGGACAUUGAAGCCAAGGCGGCGUGCCUCGCGUGGUAAUGCGGCGAGUACUGAGUCUUUGGAAUGAGGGGGAUCCCCUGGUGCGUCAAAAUGUGACACGGCGCAGCGCAUGACUAAACGUUUGUUGGGAAGUGCGUUUGCAUUCCCGAUUGUGGCGUUAUAGUAAAGGUAGUGGUUGAUGAUGCUCAUGUCAAACCUGCCUGCUUGUGUGUAGGCGUUCGCCCACCCGUCGCGGUUUGGAUGUUGCAUUUGGUUCAGUACAGCUGUUACUGCGUUGGCAUGUCUCAGCACAUCGAACGGAUCAAUCCAGGAGAAUCCUAGCAUGUUAUUUAUGGCAUGGAUGCCGCAGAAUCCGAGUUGCUGUGUCUGGCGGUAGCUUGUGUUUGAGAGGCCGGGGGGGUAAUGUAGUGGCCGUGGACGGGUCGGAUUGGUGGGUUGGGCUGUUGUUUGGCGGACAGCUGGCCGGGUCUCCCAGGCCCCCCGUAGGGGUGGUGACCUUGUGGGAUCCGGAAGUGGGGUGUGUGCCGUGGGGUGGGGUGCACUUGUGAGCCACAGGGCGGCCUGACCCAUGGAGGCCGAGCCGGUGACCAUAGUCGGAACCCAUGCUUGCAGGGCGGUGCCCGGCUGGUGGUCUGUGCAGAGAGACGGGAGGUGUGUGUACAUUGCACACAAGGUGAUUAGCAUGGCUACUGUGCCUAUGACGGCGUUUCUGUACGGCCAUAUGGCUGGUGCGUGCUGGCGGGCAAGGUGUGCGCUGUACAGGAGCAUUGCCAGGGCCAGAAUAGUGCCGUCAGUUGCAAUUGUUAGUGCGGCGAUCCCGAGUGGGAUGGCGGCUGCACUGUAGAAAAGCAUAAGGAAGCAGAGUGGAGUCAUAGCGAGGCUGAUGCAGAGCGGUCCAAUGAGUAGAGUGGUCAGCGCAGCCCCAUUGGCGUACAGCUCUGUUGCCGCUGUCGUUGUGUGUGUUUUCCUGCCAGCAGCACGUAGGUGCUUCAAGAGCAGGAAGGCAAGCGUGAUAGUAGCUAGUGCCGUUGUGCCAAUUAUGAGAGCAUUCAGCGUAAGUCGUGUGCACGCCGCUGCCCAUACUAGGAAUUGCUUUAGGGGGGUGGAGAGUCGGCUGCAUGUGGCAAGGAAUAGCUUCAGCGUCAGUGAAUGCCCUUGGUAUGCAGCUCGCACCAGCCCGUUUCCCAUCCAAUGUGCUAGGGUUAUCAUCGAGA
Messenger RNA from Chlamydomonas reinhardtii, 2456 nucleotides. RefSeq lists its product as uncharacterized. The coding region runs from base 42 to 254 and encodes 70 amino acids. The transcript has 3 exons. The record is from RefSeq and is a predicted model, not a curated record. Lineage: Eukaryota; Viridiplantae; Chlorophyta; Chlorophyceae; Chlamydomonadales; Chlamydomonadaceae.